AGGCCAAAGCUUCAACGCAAGGUAAGCACUUCAAGUCGGUCUUCAUCGUUGCGACACGCAUGAAUGGUGACACUGGCUGGCCAUGGCUAAUAUGAUGGUCGUAGGUAUUUGCCUGCGGCAUGGCUGCUCCACACAUCCCAGGCGUCUUCGGCGGCGACCUACCAGAGAAGGAGCGGGAAGCGUACGAAGAGGGCCACGAUGCCGACAUCCAGGAACCGCAUGCGCUAGCUAAGGAGGCUGAGGUGUCUCCCAUCGACAAAGGAACCGAUGUAGAGCACCAGAGGGAGCACUCUGCGCCUUCAUCGGUAACAGGCACGGCCGACAUGGAGAAGGCGCAACCACACAUGACCGAAGCAGAGCAAGAAGAACAGGAUCCGAACAUCGUUGACUGGGAUGGCCCAGAUGACCCAGCGAACCCGCAAAACUGGUCACCACGGAAGAAGUGGUCGAACAUUGCUGUACUUUCGAUCCUUACGCUGCUUACGCCCCUGGCAUCAUCCAUGUUCGCUCCGGGCGUGCCUGAAGUCAUGGCGGACUUCGAGUCGGACAACCAGAGCUUGGCUACCUUCGUCGUCUCCGUGUACCUUCUAGGCUUCGCUUUCGGGCCAUUGAUAAUUGCUCCGCUGAGCGAACUGUACGGAAGAGUGAUGGUCUACCACGUCUGCAACGUUGGCUUCAUAGCGUGGACAGUUGCUUGCGCUCUCGCGACUGAUAUGAAUAUGCUCAUCGGCUUCCGGUUCAUGGCUGGUGCAUUCGGCAUCGCGCCCAUUACCAAUGGUGGCGGCACCAUUGCGGACAUGAUGCCUCCUGAGCAGCGUGGCGCGGCCAUGUCAAUAUGGGCACUCGGACCUCUUAUCGGACCUGUCAUUGGCCCUGUCGCUGGUGGCUUCCUGGCCAAAGCCGAGGGCUGGAGGUGGAUCUUUUGGGUUAUCGCCAUGGCGGUCGGCGUAAUGUCUAUCGCUGGCCUCUUCGUGAUGCGCGAAACAUACGCUACUACCCUCCUUCAAAGGAAGACGAAGCGCCUGCAGAAGGAGACAGGCAACAUGAAUCUCCGAUCGAAGCUAGACUCUAACCUGGACGCAAAGACUCUGUUCAUCCAAGCGAUCGUACGGCCAACGAAGCUGCUGUUCCUGUCACCUAUCUGCGGCUUCAUGGCGUUGUACAUGGCAUUCAUCUAUGCCAUUUUGUACUUGCUUUUCACGACGUUCACUUUCGUCUUCGAAGAUUCUUACCACUUCUCGGAGAGCACCGUCGGCCUUGUCUAUAUCGGCUGCGGCAUCGGUAUGCUUCUGGGUUUGCUCAUGCUAGGCGUGUCUAUCGAUCCGCUCAUGAAGCGCCUCGCGAAUAAGCAUAACGAUGGCAAGAUCAAGCCGGAGUAUCGCUUGCCAAUAUUGAUGUACACCGGGUGGACCAUUCCCUUCGGCCUGUUCCUGUAUGGUUGGACCGCUCAAUAUGAGAUACACUGGGCGGUCCCGCUUCUUGGCACACUCUUCGUCGGCAUUGGGCUGAUCGCGGCCUUCAUGUGCGUGAUCACGUACUUGGUCGACAGCUUCGGCCGAUACGCUGCGUCUGCGACUGCGGCGAACACGGUGCUGCGCUCCAUCUUCGGCGCUGUCUUUCCCCUCUUCGCACUCCAGCUUUACGACAGACUUGGGCUAGGCUGGGGCAACAGCCUCAUUGCCUUUAUCGCGUUGGCCCUCUGCCCGAUUCCGUUCUUGUUCUAUUGGUAUGGCGAAAGACUUCGUACACAUCCGAAGUUCCAGGUUAAGCUUUGAGUGGCAUAACUGCGAGAAGUAUAAUAUGCAGACUCUCCGUAGCGGACAAAUGCUCGAGAUUGGGAUCCUUACCAUGAUCCUAAAUCACAAAGGCUCCCAACGAACACGACUUCUAGUUGACAUGCAGCGGCAACAGCCCGGAAAGCCGUAGGUGUCC
Molecule: messenger RNA, 1932 nt
Organism: Baudoinia panamericana UAMH 10762
Lineage: Eukaryota; Fungi; Ascomycota; Dothideomycetes; Mycosphaerellales; Teratosphaeriaceae
Exons: 3
Coding region: 120-1775 (551 amino acids)
Biological process (GO): transmembrane transport
Molecular function (GO): transmembrane transporter activity
Source: RefSeq, a predicted model, not a curated record